UACAUAAAUAUAUAUUGUACAUGUCUGUGUUUGUGCGUUUAAAUAAAGAAAGGAAAAGGAUUAACGUAGCAUCAGCAGAAUGUCGGAAAUGCAGCAAUUUUAUAAAGACAAAAUCAUGUUGCUAACUGGCGGCAGUGGAUUCUUGGGCAAAGUGAUCAUUGAGAAGCUGCUGCGCACCACAGAGGUGAAGCGUAUCUAUGUGCUGCUCAGGGCCAAGCGCGGCCAGGAGAUCCAGGAGCGCUUUGUGUCCUGGGAGAGCGAUCCAGUCUUCGAUAUACUACUGAGAACCCAGCCCAAGGCCAUGCAGCGUGUGACGCCCAUUAGAGCCGAUUGCCAGUCGUCCGAUCUGGGUCUCAGUGCCGCCGAUCGGCGGCUGCUGAUUGAGGAGGUGCAACUGGUGCUGCACGGCGCUGCCACAGUGCGCUUCACAGAGCCGCUGCACAUAGCGCUGGCCAUCAAUACGCGAGCCGCGCGGCUGCUGCUGCAGCUGGCCAAGCAAAUGCAGCGCCUGGAGGCCUUUGUGCAUGUCUCCACGGCCUACUCCAACUGCGUGGUGGAGAAAAUCGAGGAGAAGUUCUAUCCGGAGCAUCUGACCUGCUCGGCGGACAAGGUGCUGGAGCUGAGCGAGUCGCUGGACGCUGAGCUGAUAGACAACAUGGCACCCGCGCUGAUGGGCAGAUAUCCCAACACCUACACCUACACCAAGGCGCUGGCGGAGCAAGUGAUGCAGCGGGAGGCGGGCGACGUUCCCGUGGGCAUCUUUCGACCGGGAGUUAUCAUUGCCAGCUAUAAGGAGCCCAUGCCGGGCUGGAUCGACAAUCUGUACGGACCCAUUGCCGUGCUGUAUGGCGUGGCCUUUGGCGUGCUGCGCAUCACGCGACUCAAUGUGAAGGCACAGGCGGGCAUUGUGCCCGUGGACUACUCAGCCUGCAUGGCACUGGCCACGGUCUGGCACACGGCCAUAGAGGCCAAGCCGCAGGGGGAUCCGGCCAUCUACAACUUCACGCCCAGCGAGGAGAACCUCAUCACCUGGGGCGACUUUCGCGACAAAGCCGAAAAUCUGGUGCACAGCUAUCCGCUGAGCAAGAUGAUGUGGUGUCCAUUUCUGCACUGCACCACCACCCCCUGGCUGUUUAGACUCGUGGCCUACUUCUACCAUCUGCUGCCGGGCUAUGCCAUCGAUGUGGUGCUGCGUUUGCGUGGCCAGAAGCCGCGCAUGAUCAAACUCUAUGGGAAAAUACACAAAAACAUCAACAUCCUGGCACCCUUUGUGGACACCACGUGGAAGUUUGAUACGACCAACACGCAGCGGCUGUGGCAGCGCAUGUCCUCGCUGGAUCACAGCUUGUUUGACUUUGACAUGCGCGGCAUCAACUGGGACGAUUACUUUCUGCACGCGCUGUCCGGCAUUCGCAUUUACUUGGGCAAGGAGCAGCCCACCACCAUAGGCAGGGGCAAGCAGAUACUCUGGCGCUUUCAGGUCUUGCAUCGCAUUUUGCAGCUGACUUUGUGCAGCGUCGCUGCGGCUCUCUUGUGGUCUCUGCUUAAGCUCCUAGCUGCCUAGGGAACACACACACACCCUCCACACACACACACAAAUCGUAGCUUAA
Drosophila subobscura is the source of this 1610-nucleotide messenger RNA. RefSeq names its product fatty acyl-CoA reductase wat. Bases 80 to 1564 code for a protein of 494 amino acids. Lineage: Eukaryota; Metazoa; Arthropoda; Insecta; Diptera; Drosophilidae. Gene Ontology annotation, biological process: long-chain fatty-acyl-CoA metabolic process. Gene Ontology annotation, cellular component: peroxisome. The transcript is spliced from 5 exons. The record is from RefSeq and is a predicted model, not a curated record. Gene Ontology annotation, molecular function: alcohol-forming very long-chain fatty acyl-CoA reductase (NADP+) activity.